This is a messenger RNA of Notolabrus celidotus (New Zealand spotty), 5176 nucleotides long. RefSeq names its product microtubule associated protein 1 (gene trappc14). Gene Ontology annotation, biological process: cilium assembly. Bases 243 to 1949 code for a protein of 568 amino acids. Gene Ontology annotation, molecular function: alpha-tubulin binding. Lineage: Eukaryota; Metazoa; Chordata; Actinopteri; Labriformes; Labridae. The record is from RefSeq and is a predicted model, not a curated record. The transcript is spliced from 12 exons. Gene Ontology annotation, cellular component: TRAPPII protein complex.
UCGAUUAGCCGGCCUGUUGUUUGUAUUGCUAACGGAAGAGGACAGUGAUGAUGGCUAAUCAUCGCUCAAACGGCACUUUAAAGAUGUUUUCUGUAUUAAUAACAUAAUUAAACUGCUGCAGUAAGCUGUUCCUCUCCCUAACUGGCUGGUAUCCGUGUUUAUCUCUGUUUAAAAGCGGACUGCAGCUCUUCCUCUCGGUUUGUUUACACUGCAGCAGAUUAAAUGUCUCUUUCAUUAUAGUAAUGGAGGCACGAUGCGACUACUUUAUUUACUUUCCUGCCGCUCCUGUGUCCUCUCUGUCGGACCUGUCCGACUACAAGUCCCUCCCGCGGCGCAAACAGGUCUUCCUCGGAGAGACAGUGCAGGUCUUGCUGGUUCUGAAGUUCCGGGAUGACAGCUCCUGGAGGGACCUGGCGGGGUCUCUGUCCGCUGAGGGGAGCGUGAGCGCCGCGGAGACCCGACAACAGGCUCCCGUGGAGUUCGAGCCGGAACUCCAGACCUCCAGCUGCAGCGAGGAUGAAGAGGAAGAGGAGCCUGGAGACAGGGGGGGCACAACCCGGAGCUUCACACACUGUAGACCACUUCUCAUGCACAGCAACCCGGCCAGAGGGGGACGACAGGGGGGGAGAGAACCGGACAAGUCUGCUCUGCUUUUGGAUGAUCAGCUCGUCUUCUGUCUCACCAUCUCUCUGGACAAACUGCCCGUCAACACCAUCAAAGCAAAGGUGGUGGUGACGGUGUGGAAUCAGGAUGAUGAGGAGGUGGAGGUGAGAGAACACGGAUACUUGACUCUCCUGCAGCUCAAGAGUCCAACACACACCUUCAGGCAGGACCAGAGCAGCUUCAAGGCACAGGUCAGCACCUUCCUGAAGGUUCUUCCUCCUCCCAGUGUUCAGUGUCAGCAGAUGAUGGUCUCUGGGAAACACCUCACCGUCCUCAAAGUGUUGAACGGCAGCUCUCAGGAGGAGCUGUGUCUCAGAGACAUGAAGAUUCUUCCAAACUACAACUCGUCCUACCUCCCGAUGAUGCCAGACGGAUCGGUGCUGGUCGUCGACAACGUCUGCCAUCAGUCGUCUGAGGUCUCCAUGGCUGCUUUCUGCAGGAUAGACAGCGAGUCCUCACGUUUACCCAGCAUGCUCAGCGCCCUGGAGGAGCAGAGCUUCCUGUUCCAGUUGCAGCUACAAGACACAGAAGAGGAGGACUCCUGUGAGGGGUUGGAGGUCCAGUUGGUGGCUGUGUUACAGUGGUUCUCUCCUGCACUGCCAUACACAAGAUUCAUCUCCAGUUGUUACUCCCUGCCGAGUAUCCGCCUGGAUCGUCCUCGCCUGGUGAUGAUGGCCUCCUGUCCCCGAGCUGUCAAGCCUCUGGAGCUCUUCUGGGUUAAAUACACCCUGCUCAAUGACCUGCAGGACUUCCUGUCUGUACGACUGAUCUGGAACUGUGAGGCUAAGAGAGGAGGUCUGCCGGUCUCUGGGUUGCGGUCUGUGAUGUGUCAGUCUCCGUUGAAUUACCUGGGACGAUGUAGAAAAGGCUCCACCCUCUCCUUCAGCGUGGCCUUCCAGAUCCUUCACACCGGACUCUUUGAGCUGAGUCAGCACAUGAAGCUGAAGCUCCAGUUCACCUCUCCUCCUGCUGAGCCUCCAUCAUCAUCAUCAUCUUCAUCACCCAGCCCUGCAGUCAGGGAGCUACAGCAAGGAAACAGUCUGGGCCGGUCUCAGAGCUUCUCUCAUCAGCUUCCCAUCAAGUCUCACCACGUCAGGUCAGGCAGUGUCAUGGACCAUCGAGCCGUCACUCCUCCUGUGUGGUCUCCAGCAGGUCGGCCCCUCCCCCUCCCCCUCCCCCCUGAGCACGCCCUCAUCUCUUUGGAUAAGAUCGCAAAGAGAGAGUGUAAGGUGUUGGUGCUGGAGCCGAUACUUCAGGAACACAGCAGGGUCUCAUCCAUCGCCUGAAAGAGAGAAAAUAGGAGGAGAGAGAGAGGGGGGGUGGGGGGAGAAGAAAAGGAGAAAGAGGAGGUGAGAGGAGAAGUGAUGGACUACAGGGUAAAGAUGAAGAAAACAACAGGAAAGUCUGAGUGGACAAGAAUAAUUUAUCAUCUCACUGGAUUAUCAUUUUGCUGGAUUAGGAUUUUAUUGGAUUAUGAUUCUAUGAGAUUUUAUUUUGGCUGUUUCUUUCAUGUCAUUAAUUUGAUGCUCCACUGGAUUAUUGUUCCCCUGGUUUAUUUUCUUAUAUGUUGACUAACCCGUCACUUCAUCAAUUCACAAGAUGCCACUUAUUAAUAAUCUGACUGAAUUAUAUUUGUAUCAUCAUUCCUUUAGAUUAUCCUUUAACCUACUCAUAGUAAAGCUAUUUAACAACCGCACAUGUUAUCAAUCCAAAAUGGACCAUACAAAAAGAAUCAUUUUAAGGGUUUGAAUAAACCAAUAAUAAACCAUUCCAAUAACUUAUGUGAAAUAUUUAUCAUUCCAAUAAUUUAACAUUUCAUUAAUUUAACAUUCCAAUAAUAUAACAUUCCAAUAAUUUAACAUUCCGAUAAUUUAUUACUUCAAUAAUUUGUGACUCCAAUAAUUUGACAUUCCAAUAUUUGACAUUUCAGUAGUUUGACAUUUAAAAAAUGGAACUCUCCAAUAAUUUGACAUUUCAAUAAUUUGACUUUCCAAUAAUUUGACAUUUCAAUAAUUUGACUUUCCAAUAAUUAAACAUUUUAAUAGUUCGACAUUCCAAUAAUCUGACGUUUUUUAUAAUUUAACAUUUCAAUAAUUUGACAUUUGAAUAACUUGACAUUCGGAUAAGUUAACUUUUCAGUAAUUUAUUAUUCCAAUAGUGUGACAGUCCAGUAAUAUAUCAUUAUUUUUAUUUUUUAUUUUAAUGCUUUAUAAUCAACUGGUUAAUAACUUUACUGGUUUAUUAUCUCAUAAAAUAAUCUUCACCAUAGGUUUAACUGUUGAUUAAUGUUCUGUUGGAUUAGAAAAUAACUUGAUUGUAAUCUUACAGAUUCUCAUUCCUCCAAAUGUGAAGUUCGCUGAACUGAAUUCUCAUUCGUUUAUUUUAUCACUGCUUAAAUAUCCUGCUGGUUUAUUAUUUCUCAGGACUUUCAUCACAUUUUACUGGAUUAUUAAUCCAUUGGAUUAAUGAGACACUGGAUUUUCUUUCCAAUAAUUUAGCUUUUCCCUUGUAUAUUUUUUAUCAUUUCAUUUGGUUGUCAUUUCACUGGAUUAGCAUUUUGCUGAUUUAUUGUUUUAGUGAAUUAUCAUUUCACUGGAUUAUCAUCUCACUGGAUUAUCAUUGCACAGGUCUUUCAUUUCACUGUUUUUUUUACUUUAUGGGUGGUUUUACUUGACUGGUUUAUCAUUCAACUGGGUUAUCUGUUUUUUAUUGAUUCUUUUCACUGGAUUGUCUCUCCAUUAAUCGAUAAUUUCAAGGGUUUCUCUUUUGAUUGGUUUUAAAUGCCAGUAGAUUAUCAUUGUAUCAUUACAUCCUGGAUUAACAGUUUACAUUUCACUGAUCUAACAGCUCCCCUUCUACACGCCAACAUCAGUUGUUGUUGUUAUUUUUUCUUUUCUUUUACAUUUUCAUUGUAUUUUAUUUCAAUGCUUUCUUUUAAUGCCUCGUGGGAUAUUUUGUUGAUAUUUAUAGUUUAGCACAUUUUAAACACUGUAGAGCUCUUUGUCUGCUGCUUCUUGUUGUUAAGGCAGCUCUUGUUUCCCUUGGGAUGAAAUCAGGAAACUCCAGAUAAUCCUUUUAUAAAAUGUGACGAUUUCAAAAAGUUGAUCUACUGAAAUAUUCUAGCUUAGUGCACAUAAAAAGAAGUUUUGGGUUUACUCUGAGUCGAGAUAAAAUCUGAAGCUCAGCACCGCUCUUAUGAAGCUAGAGGGGGUUUACAGUCUGGACAUUGAUAGGAACUUUUCUUUCAAACUGCUGAUUUAAAGUUUGGUUAUUGUCUUAUUUAUUUUGAAUGUAGGAUUGUACAUUUUUAUUUUCUGUAGAGUUUUAAACUUAAACAUAAAAGCACUCCAUGGUCUGACAGGGCAGUGUAAGUCUUCUCAUUUCAACGUCCAAUCAUUCAAGCCCGCAGUGAAAAUGACUUCCUGUUUAACUGCGAUGUAAAAAAAGGUCUACCUGAUUUCAGAGGGUGUUGCUGCAUUAAGCAUGUUUGAAACCAGCUGUUCUUGAAUUUCCUUUAAAGGAUUCUGAAGGUCUUAUAUCAUAAUCAUAGAGCUGUGUUGUUUUUAAUGUACAAACCAGUAUCAAAGCUAGACUGCAGUGCCUACAUGACCCAUGAUUCUGACUUUGAUUUAAAUCCUUUUUCAGUUUCUGUUUUUUUAGCUACUUUGGUUCAAUAGGUGUAUCUGUAAUUCAUAUGUUUGUGACAUUAACUAGGUUGCCCAUUUUGGGCUAAAAACAGACUUUCAACGUUAAUUCCCCCUCCCUGAAGAUCAGACUUCAUAGAGUGACCUUCAGUGGAACAAAACUCUGAACAAGACAUUUUCAGGUCGCUUAGAUGGGAAUUCUUAAUCCCAAGUGUCCCCUGUCUCACUCCUCCCCUGAUUCUUGGUCUCUGUGACUCUAAAUGGGAUCAUGAUUUACUAAAUUAACAUCAGUCUGUGUUGAAGAAGACUUAAAACUAGAGAUUGAGACCAUAAACUCACGAGGAGAAUGUUUACUGAGGGAAUAAAUCAGCUGAGAAGGAGGAUAAUUAUCUCUGACUUCUAAACCAGACAGUGGACUCGCCCCCUGCUGGACAUUAGAGAGAAUGCAAGUUUAAGGCAGGUUGAAGGUGAUUAUGUCCACUUCUUAGAAGUGACAGUCUGUAUGAAAUACAGUGUAUUUGAACAAUCCUCCAGUGUUCAGCAGCUAUUACAUACUCCUGAAGUCUGACAUCAGGAAACGUUUAUACUGACAUUGAAGACCUUACAUUAUGAGAGACGUGUAGAGUUUUAUAACAGACUGUUUUUGUUUAACACUGGAGUUAAAAAGCAGAAUGUAUCUGAAGCUGAACACAGCUGCUGUCCAGACAUCAUGAAUGUGUCUUGUAUUGAACUCCUCUGUGUUAAGGCUCCUCUGUAAAGACUCAGAUGUUUAUAGAGUCACUCUGGCUGUGUAAGGACGGGUCUCCUGCUGGGACAGAUCUCCUUGUUUCUGUCUACUUGAAUGAAAAAUAAAGUAUUUCUGGGUAAAA